Messenger RNA from Xiphophorus hellerii (green swordtail), 2475 nucleotides. RefSeq names its product all-trans retinoic acid-induced differentiation factor (gene atraid). Gene Ontology annotation, biological process: positive regulation of osteoblast differentiation. Gene Ontology annotation, cellular component: intracellular membrane-bounded organelle. Lineage: Eukaryota; Metazoa; Chordata; Actinopteri; Cyprinodontiformes; Poeciliidae. The record is from RefSeq and is a predicted model, not a curated record. The transcript is spliced from 7 exons. The coding region runs from base 20 to 715 and encodes 231 amino acids.
GUGACUUCAGUCAAUAAAAAUGAAAGUACUAGUCAGCUGGUGUGAAGCUGUAGCUCUUAUUUUUAUUCUUAAGUUGUGUUUUAACGCGAGUUAUCAGCUGACUGGGCUGCAGGUAUGUUCGCUCUGUGGUGGUACUGUCCAAAACAACACCUACGUGGGUGACUUCUGCACUUUAUCCGCUGGACGGAUUGACAAGAGGUGCUGUUUAGCAAAUGAUAACUCGAGCGACCCUGAACGCAUCAUCGGGUUGGAUUUAUCCAGUUGUUCACUGACUCAAAUGGAAGACCUUUCAGGAGCAUCCACAGUGGUGGUGAUAGAUCUCUCACUGAAUCCCAUUACCAACAUCAGUGACAAAGUCUUCCAAGGAUUUCUUGACCUAAAAUUCUUGAUUUUACCAGAGCACAUAGCUUGUCCAGGUGGGAAUGCUUCAUGGCAACAGAUGGACGUAAAACAAGGGAAGCAGCUUUGUAAGGACCAGAAAAACAUGUGCAACCAGACAGGACAGAUGUCUAUGAAUUGUCCAGAAAACUCCCUUUGCGGCCCCUAUGGUCCCGGCUUCUUUGAGUGUCACUGUGCUGAAAAUUACCAUGGAUACAAGUGUCUUCGGCAGGCGGAAUUCCCAGUUCUGAAGGUUUUCGGGCCUCUUGCAGCAUCCACAGUUGUCAUCUCCUUCCUGUUGUGGAUUACCCAGAGACGCAAAGCCAAAUCACUCUGAGUCUGAGCUGCUUUUAAUCUGACAAGAAACAGACUCCUGAAAGAGAUAAUAAUGCUGACAAAGCCCACGGUGGCACCACACUCUGGUGUGAAUAUUUUACAAAUGUUACUGUAUUCGUUUUCAGGGGCAGCUGUAUUUUAUUUUGGGGAGAGAAAAAAAAACUGGCAUUUUUAUUAUAAUUAAUGUGAUAUAAUUUUUAGGUAAAAACAUACAUUUUAAAAUAUGACCUAAUUUUUUGACAAAUAUUACCACUGGUGUUGCUUUUUUAAGUAGACUUGCAGAUAACAGUGAACACUGAAUUAUUCUGUCAAACAAGUGCUAACUGUGUGCGAGUUUACACCAGAAAUAAUGUUUUGCAUGUUUAGAAAAAGUUGAGCAACAACUCAUUGCAUGCUGACUCUGUGUUUUAAUAUUUUUUUGCGGGGUGACAGUGCUGCCAAGAAGGGGCUGGUAAGAGGAGGAGGCAGCGGGUUAGCUGUGUUAAAUUUAAACCAAAACUGCAAGUUUAGUUGCACUUUAAUGAUGAUUUUAUCCUCUUCAGUUCAAAAGUGUUAUUGUUUAAAUGUAUCCAGGAUGGAAAAAAAUUAUGUUAUAGUGUUUGAGUCCUGCUAUGGCAGCUUAGACAAACGGGUUGGUGGGUCUAGCUGCUCAGCAGUGUCAUAGCAGAUUUGUUGUACAAACUUUGGAGAUUUAAUCUUCCUGCUGUUGUAUAAUUGCCUUUAGUUUUUUUUUUUUUUUAUUUGGCUAACUGACAACUAUUCAAGGGUCCAGCAUGGUCAGACUGAAGUCGAACUGUCGAUGCGCGGUCACAAGGUUGCAGGACGUUUGUUUUUGUAAACACUGUUCAAAGUCCUCAAGACUUUGAAUGGAGCUCUUGUGAAACCCUUCCUGCUGCAGAAAAGGUCAUGGUGUUUUGUCAUAUGUGUGGCUUACAACACUAAAGUAAACACAGAGGUCAUAGCAAAGAGGAACGACUAUUACGAUUUCAGAGGUGGAGAAAAGAAUGAUUGACUAGCUGCAAUGUCGCAUUUUAUUUUAGUUAUUGGAAGCCAAAAAAAAGAACAAAAGGCCUCAGUGGGACAUUUGCCAGCUGCAAUGGACCAGAACCGAACAGGGGCAGUUUAGUGUUGUGUCCCAACAGUAUGUACUUCCUCACAGCCUGGGAUAAUUCCUCUUUAAAGCUAUCCAUUCUGCUCUCUGGGUAAAAAAAAACAGCUUCUGAAAGUUGACUAGUUGGGGAUUGUCACAAGCAAACACACCCACACCCAAUUCAGAGAGGUUGUGACGAGAAGGGAUGGACAACAUAAGGCUAAGAACAAAAUGACUGCAACAAUGAGAACCGAUUUCAGCACUUCGACUCAACCAUGAAGGGCCAGAACUCUCUCUUUCAUGAGUUUCAAAGUCUUGUCCUGAAAUACAGUCCACAAUCUGGAUGUGGUUUUUCUGGUGUAUCUCUCUUUAUCUAGUUUAAAGUUCAGGGUUUUAAUAAAGAUUUUACAAUAGCAUAUUAUUUUCCUCUUUUUAUGAGAUAUUUUACUGCUUCAGUGUUAGAUCUUGUGUCAGAAGUUUCCACUUUGUACUGCUGUACAAAAUGAAAUAUUACCCAGGUUUUCAAGAUUUUUCUGGAAAAUGAUAAUGAAAUGAAGUUUCUGCAAAGAAUCAAAAGUUUAUUGAUAGAGUCAAGAUCUUUAAGGCCUCCUCACUUUUCCUUUGCAAAAUGGUGCUACAUUGUGCUGAAAAUAAACAGAUUUUGCUCUCGA